Molecule: messenger RNA, 842 nt
Organism: Solenopsis invicta (red fire ant)
Lineage: Eukaryota; Metazoa; Arthropoda; Insecta; Hymenoptera; Formicidae
Gene: LSm1
Product: U6 snRNA-associated Sm-like protein LSm1
Exons: 3
Coding region: 256-672 (138 amino acids)
Biological process (GO): deadenylation-dependent decapping of nuclear-transcribed mRNA
Cellular component (GO): P-body; Lsm1-7-Pat1 complex
Molecular function (GO): RNA cap binding
Source: RefSeq, a predicted model, not a curated record
ACAGUCGCGGGUGACGUGCAUUCCAAGGUCUAACCUGUAUUUUGGCAUCGUAAUGUAUGUCUACGUUGUAGAGAUGGCGUCUCGAAAAAUCGUAAUCGUGGUCGUGCAUCGUGCUCGUGUUUAGAUUUCUUUCUAAAAUACAUGAGCGAUUUUAUUGAGCCAUCAGCAAGAGAGAAUUAUUGACAUAUCAGAAAGAUCCGUGGCAAGCAUUUUGUAUAACUUGAUUCGAUUGUCAAUUUCAUUUGAUCGGGUGAAAUGAACGAGGCUAAUGAAUUGCCACCAGGGACAGCGUCGCUGCUCGAAGAACUCGAGAAAAAACUUAUGGUUUUAUUGAGAGAUGGCAGAACGUUAAUUGGCUAUCUUAAAAGUGUCGAUCAAUUUGCCAACAUAGUACUACAGAGUACCAUUGAAAGAAUUCAUGUUGGUCAAGAGUAUGGUGAUAUCCCGAGAGGUAUUUUCAUAGUAAGAGGGGAAAAUGUAGUACUUUUAGGAGAAAUAGACAUAGAGAAGGAGAAGGUGUUGCCAUUAAAAAAGGUGACAGUGGAUGAGAUUUUGGAUGCUCAGAGGCGAGAACAAGAAUCGAAGCAGGAGCAGAAAAAACGAAUAAACAAAGCUCUGAAGGAGCGAGGCUUUGCAUAUAUACCGGAUUUAAGUCAUGAUGAUAUGUACUGACACACAAGUGUAUCUAUUCCUUUUUGUAUGAAUUUUAUCCAAUUAACUUACAUUAAUUAAAUAUAACUGCUGCAUGAGAUUCACAAUAGUACAUUACUUCCCGAUCGUUUAUAAUGUAAAUUAAAAAACUACAGAAUAUAUCUGAAAAUCUAUCAUUAUUAUAUGUAUUU